Messenger RNA from Staurois parvus, 768 nucleotides. The record is from the annotation of a GenBank genome assembly. Lineage: Eukaryota; Metazoa; Chordata; Amphibia; Anura; Ranidae.
AUGUUUGAGAUUUUGAUUGUUGGAUUUGAAAACCUCACAACCUACAGAAUUCCACUUUUCCUCCUUUUAUUGGUCAUCUACAUAUUUACCUGCUUUGAGAACCUCCUGGUCAUCUUUUUGGUGAAUAAGAGCCCUCAUCUCCACUUUCCCAUGUACUUCCUGAUCAGCAAUUUUCACUUUUGUCAGUUUUUUUACACCACAAAUCUGGUUCCACGGAUGCUGCAUGACUUACUCUCAGGAAGAGGGGUCAUCUCCUACCUUGGCUGUAUUACCCAAUUAAACAUACUGGGAGGUGUGUCAAAUGUGGAGUCUUUUUUAUACGUGAUGAUGUCCUAUGACAGAUAUUUGGCCAUUUGUCACCCUCUGAGAUAUUCCACUCUCAUGCAUAAUAGACUGUGCCUGUAUAUAGUGAUUGGGUUUUGGUUGGUUUCCUCUGUGAGCGUGGCAGUGGUCAUUUAUUUCUUAAUUCACGUGGAAUUUUGUGGCUCUGUUAUUAUCAACCACUUCCAUUGUGACUUCACCAUCCUGAUGCUCUUUGCCUGCUCAGACAUAGCACCUUAUGUUUCAUAUCGUGGUGGUCAGCUCUGUACUGUCUGCUGCACCUUUCAUAGCUGCUGUUGUAUCGUACACCUUUAUCAUCAUCGCCAUCCUCAAGAUAAAGUCUUCCACAGGAAGAAAGAAAGCCUUCUCCACCUGCAGCUCCCACCUAGUGGUCUUGGGUCUAUAUUUUGCCAUGAUGUUUACUUUGUACGUAGUGCCGAGGAGUAA